Molecule: messenger RNA, 2942 nt
Organism: Sardina pilchardus (European sardine)
Lineage: Eukaryota; Metazoa; Chordata; Actinopteri; Clupeiformes; Clupeidae
Product: zinc-binding protein A33-like
Exons: 6
Coding region: 226-1638 (470 amino acids)
Biological process (GO): protein ubiquitination
Cellular component (GO): cytoplasm
Molecular function (GO): zinc ion binding; ubiquitin protein ligase activity; protein binding
Source: RefSeq, a predicted model, not a curated record
ACUGUUUAUUUCUGUGACUCUGAACAGGUACAAGGGUACUGGAUACUUUUAUAUUUAAUAAACAAACUAAAUACAUGUCUCAAAUGCAUGUAGAUGGACAUGACAGCCUUGUGGAUUUACAAUUCCUUGCUGUAACUGAGUGACAGACAGGAUUUUCAAGUUGUUUGAAAGUGAAAGCAAGUUGUGUAAACGGCUAGUCAGUAAGUAUUCACUAUACAGUCUAAUAUGGCAUCAAAAUCUUUUUCUGAAGAGGACUUCACCUGUCCUGUGUGCUGUGACGUCUUCAAGGACCCUGUACUGCUGUUAUGUAGUCACAGCUUCUGUAAAGUCUGUCUGCAGCAGUUCUGGGAAACUAAAGGAUCCAGAGAAUGUCCAGUCUGCAGGAGGAAGUCUUCAAUGGAAAAUCCUCCUCUUAAUCUCCACUUAAGAAACCUGUGUGAGACGUUCCUACAGGAGAGAAGUCCGAGAGUUUCAGCAGGGUCUAAGGUGCUCUGCAGUCUGCACAGUGAGAAACUCAAGCUCUUCUGUCUGGAGGAUAAACAGCCUGUGUGUAUGGUGUGUAGAGAUUCCAAAAAACACACUGGCCACAAAUUUCACCCUGUUGAUGAAGCAGCCCUUGACCGUAAGGAGGAGCUCAAGAUCAAACUGCAGCCCUUACAGAAGAAACUGAAGACCUUUAAGAAGACUAAAGUCACCUGUAGCCAAACAGCAAAACACAUCCAGGCUCAGGCCCUAAAAACAGAGAUGCAGAUCAAGGGGGAGUUUGAGAAGCUUCAUCAGUUUCUACGAGAUGAAGAGGCCGCCAGGAUAGCUGCACUGAGGGAGGAAGAGGAGCAGAAGAGUCAGAUGAUGAAGGAGAAGAUUGAGAAGAUGAGCAGAAAGAUCUCAUCUCUUUCAGACACAAUCAGAGCCAUAGAAGAGCAGAUGGGAGCUGAUGACAUCAUAUUCCUGCAGAACUACAAGAGCACAGUGGAAAGAGCCCAGUGCACACUGCAGGAUCCAGAGAGGGUUUCAGGAGCUCUGAUCAAUGUGGCAAAGCACCUGGGCAACCUGAAGUUCAGAGUCUGGGAGAAGAUGCAGGAGGCUGUUCAGUACACUCCUGUGACUCUGGAUCCCAACACUGCACACCGACAACUUAUCCUGUCUAAGGAUCUGACCAGUAUGAGACUUGGUGAUGAGAGACAGCAGCUUCCUGAUAACCCAGAGAGAUUUGAUAAGUAUGCCAUUGUGCUGGGCUCUGAGGGCUUUAACUCAGGGACUCACUGCUGGGAUGUGGAGGUUGGAGAGAACACAAGCUGGAAUGUGGGUGUAAUAACAGAGUCUCUCCAGAGGAAGGGGGACUUUAGCUCCAUGAGUGGACGGUGGGAUGUGUAUUGUAAUGGUGCUGCAUAUAAAGCAUGUGCUUCUCCUCAUGCCCCCACUCUCCUCACAGUGCAGCAGAAACCCCAGAGGAUCAGAGUGCAGCUGGACUGGGACAGAGGAAAGCUGUCAUUAUUUAACCCUGAUAAUAACACACACCUACACACUUUCACACAGGCUUUCACUGAGAGAGUGUUUCCAUAUGUUUGUGGUGGGAGGGUGUCUCCUCUGACCAUCUCACCAGUGAAGGUCUCAGUUAGAGUAGAGCAGCCCAGUUAGAGCUGAUGGUGUCUCUGUGUGGACCAGAACUGAUCAGCAUGAGGAGAUUAAUCAGUUAGAAAUCACCAUCUUGAGACAUUCAGGGCCAGAUGUACUAACGUUUUGCGCCCAUUUCAGGCGUAACGUGCGUGUAUAAACAUGGGCAGACAUGGGCAGUAUUUCAAUUAUAUGUAUUUUAAAUACGUAUUUAAUUACUUUAGUGUAUUUUGUAAUUUGUAUUUUGCAGGAUUGGAAAAAAUCAAAUGUACUUUGUAACAAAAUACUUUGAGGGGUUGUAUUUAGAGUAUUUAAAAUACUUAAAUACUUAACAAAAAUCUCAUAAUUUCCCCCCUCAAAUUAGCCAAAAAUUCAUCACACAGUUAAAUAUAGCCUCUUACCUAGUAUAACCAUGACAAUAUGCUAUGCUUGUCAUAGUCUGGGAGCCAAAGGUCAGAAUCUUUAGGACAUGAACCCCAUGACAUGAGGAUUUAUGUAAGGCAAAAACCUCCCCAAUGCGAAACAGUCUCGAGUUUUCACCUCCCAGUUAAUUAAUUCUGUAUAUUGAGACACCUUACAGGAUGUUACUUUAUUUGUCCCCCGUGUUGCCAGUCAUGUAUGAAGGCAAAAGGCAUGCAUUUAUAGCACAAAAAGGGAAAUGAAUUUCAAUUUAAAAAGGCUAACCUGUUCAAUCUGUUGUACUACUUUCAUUGAAUACGGAAAAUGAUGGUGGGUAGUUUGCUUCGUCAGAGUUGAUUCCACUGUUGCAAAGCCUGCUUGUUGUCAGUUCAAUCAACGUUUAUAUUGAUAUAGGAUGCUGAUUACAUUUUUUUACUAGAUCUACUUCAUAGGUAGCCUGGCUCCGCCUUCCUACGUACUUCCGUUCAGUUUUCAUUUCACUCCACUACGUAGUCUGGGUCUGCGGUAUAUUCACAGGUUUUCUCAAGACAGAAAUGUGCAGGUCCAAUCAGCGAACAGAGGGAGAAGCUGAGAACGAUGACGUUGAGGUCGCUAGUUUGAGCAUGUCACCUCACGACCAAACGUUUAUCGAUUGGUUAUGGCAGAUCUGAGAGGCUCUGGGCAGAGCAUCCGCAUUCAAGGAAAUUCAUGUUGGCAAUGGAAAGUGUCCAGACUCUCUGUACAUUAUGAAUGUACGAGAGUAUGGUAGGACCAGGCUACUUCAGCCCAAAGUUAAGAAUUUAGGCCUCUGUCCGCCAAUAAAAAAAAUUGUAUUUCUUGUAGUUUAUUUUAAAAGUUGGUAUACCAUUAUUGUGGGGGUAUUUUUGUAUUUUCUAAUUACUAAUUACUUGUAUUUUAAUUAAAUAAAU